AUGACCAAUAGCUCCCAAUUACAGGUGACAGUCCAGCUGUGGAUAGAGGAAAUGAAUUACCAGGAAAUUGGAAACCACACCAAAGUGACUGAAUUCAUUCUCAUGGGGCUGUCCAGGCACCCAACAUCCCAGAGUGUUCUCUUUUGGGCACUGAUGUUUCUCUACAUAGUAACUUUGGCAGGAAACAGUAUGAUCAUUUUCUUGGUUGGAGUCAACUCUCAGCUGCACAACCCAAUGUAUUUCUUCCUUGGUAACUUGUCUGUGCUGGAUCUUCUGUUCUCCACCAAUGCUGUGCCUCUGAUCAUGGUGAACUCAUUGCAGAACUUCCCCACCAUCUCCUACAGCUUUUGUUUUGCCCAGCUUGCUAUCCGAGCCUUCUUGGCACUGGCUGAGUUUUUCCUUCUUGCCAUUAUGGCUUACAACCGAUUUGUGGCUAUUUCAGACCCACUCAGGUAUAAGCUAGUCAUGUCUCCUUGAGUGUGUAUUUUAAUGGCUUUGGUUGCCUGGAUAACAGUCCUCCUGAUCACUAUUAUACCUAUUUUGCUGUUUCCUGUCAGUUUCUGUGGGCAUAAUGCAGUCAAUUACUUCUCCUGUGAAGUCCAAGCCAUCUUUAAAUCGCUCUGUUCUAAUACCAUUUCCCUAGAGAUUAUGAUGAUGGCAUGUGCUGUCAUUUCAAUGCCAGUACCUUUAAUUUUUAUUCUUAUCUCUUACUUUUGUAUCCUCAGGGCUGUCUUAAGAAUCCAACCACAGGAGGCCAGGCUUAAAGCCUUUUCCACAUGUGGUUCUCACCUGAUCAUGGUCACCAUCUACUUUGGGACACUAAUAUAUAUUUAUGUGAGACCCCAAACCCAAAAGUCCCAAGAUGGAGAUAAAAUUGUCUCUAUAUUUUAUGCAGUAGUGACCCCUAUGCUAAAUCCCUUAAUUUACACUCUGAGAAAUAAAGAUGUGAAAGCUGCUCUCAGGACAAACGAACACCAACCGCCCGAGGCCGCUAACCGUUCCACCCGUCGUCGUCUUCCGGGGCUUCGCUCACCUUCCAGGACGGUUCCGGUCUUUGUUGGCCGAGACAAGGUGCGGUCUCGAGGAGCCGGCACUGAGCGCUCACGGAGAGCCCUGGUCUGUGCGGCUCCGCUGUCCAAUGGGUGGUCGAGCUUUCAGGCGUCCAUCCUCCUUCUUGGGACCUUGAAGCCCCUGCCGGCCUCCGCGGCGUUUGGGCGGCCGCCAUUCUUCUCGCCAUGCCACGCCCGCCGCCACCCAAAGGCGCCACGUCCCAGGUGGCGGCUUCAGCUGGGACGGGCACGAUUGAGCCAGAAGACCCGGCAGCCCUCGGGGUCCGGGGCCCGACAGGUCGCCGCCGCCAUCAGGUCAUCCAUCUGGGUGGCAGGUUCUACUCUCCUGCUCUUGUGGAUCAAGGCUCCAGGAAAGCUCCUGAGCACCUUAUAA
This is a messenger RNA of Marmota monax (woodchuck), 1443 nucleotides long. RefSeq names its product olfactory receptor 13H1-like. Gene Ontology annotation, biological process: G protein-coupled receptor signaling pathway. Gene Ontology annotation, molecular function: G protein-coupled receptor activity; olfactory receptor activity. Gene Ontology annotation, cellular component: membrane. Lineage: Eukaryota; Metazoa; Chordata; Mammalia; Rodentia; Sciuridae. The record is from RefSeq and is a predicted model, not a curated record.